AUGAUUUCUGACGAACAUUACGAUCUUUGUCGUCCCAUUCUCGACGAUCCGACUAUAGAAGAGGAGGAUAAGACAGAGCGGUUGGAAGAGUUGCUGGGCAAGGUGCCUGGGCUGAAGGGUGCAGCCUUGGAGAAUGCCGUCCUUGAUGCCCUAUGGAAACAUCGAAAUGCUCAACGCGGAGAAACCGCCGAGACUCCCUUGCGACAUAAUGUCAUUCGCAAGUCAUCUCCCGCUCCCUGGCAGGCCAACCGUGCUCCCACGCCUCUAGGGUCGCCUCCUCCGCUCUCCUCCAGCCCCGCGCUCUCGGCAGGAUUCCCAGCCUCGCGGCCGAGUUUCUCUCGCCAGAAGUCCACCAUCCCGUCCCCCUUUGUAUCUCCUCGGCCUUCACCACGCCUUGCUCUGGCGCAACCGAUACCUCACAGUCCGAGCCUGAAUGCUUAUGAAUUUUCAGAUGCGAGUCCUGCCCCGGAUACCUACGGCGACUAUGGACACGAGAAUGUUGACUGGCUCCUGGCUGAUGAUUCUGCCAGUAAUACUUCCUCCACGGCCACCGGGGGCUUGAGCGCUGCUGCACCAGAAUGGGUUCCUCAACCGGAUAUGAGUCCCUAUGACAUCUUGCGUUCCGUCCUGGGCGACCGAAAGACGGAUGAAGAGAUCGAAGAGGCACUCAACAAGAACUCGUACGACUUAGGGGCUACCAUUGCGUCCUUGCUCGGAACGGACACUGCCGAUACGCAAUACACGGGAGUUCCGUCGAAUGAGAAUAGCGUCCUGGUCGGUAAAUCCAUGGCAGUCAACCAUGCCCGGCCUUCCACUCCUGGCGUGCAUAAGAACCCUAUAGUCUGCAAAUAUUGGCUUACGUCGGGCUCCUGUCUUCGUGCCGAUUGUCGUUUUGCUCACGACACUAGCGGUUAUCUAUGCAAAUACUGGAUGAAUGGAAAUUGUCUGGCGGGAGAUGCAUGCCAGUUCUCACAUGACCCCGCCCUGCUCAUCAAUCAUCUCACUGUUGGUGAAAGCCCUGCUGCUCCGCAGGCUUUUCAACUCCAGGAUCACUUUGAACAGUUUCCCUCGCUCAGCAACCAGAACCUCAGAAAUACCCUUCAAGCCGGUCUGGCGGCUGGAAACACCUUUGUUCCUGCCAAUCAAAAGAAUCGUGGGGCUUUGGGAAACUUGGGUUCUGGCCCUCGAUCUCAUUCUCGACCUACCUCGCGUCAUCAAAAUCGACCGGAGACGCCCUCAUCUUUGUCUAUGGACGACCCCGAAGCAUUUCCAACUUUAGGCUCUGCGAAACGGGGAUCCAAGCAUCAUGGCCACCGGUCAAGACAUGGACAUGGAAGUGCGGAGAAGGAGACGCCCUCUUCGCUUGCAGAUGUUGUUCGCAUGUCUCCGUCCCCGGCUAUUGGUCAACAGCGCAAAGGCGACCCAGGGCGCAAGAUCAGAACUUAUGGAGGCUCCGAGAGUGCGGCGGCACGCAAAAUCCCAGAACCGCAACAUAUCCCAUGGCUUGAGACAGGCGCCCGCGCAAAUCAGCAAUAUUUGAAGUACAGACAGGAGGCAAUCAAGCAUGGAAGCAUACGAAAUAAAUUUCUGCAAAGCGCGGCCCAAGCAUGGAACCGCAACGACGCCCGGGCUGCAAAAGCGCUCUCUCUCCGGGGCCAAGCCGAGAAUGAUGCGAUGCGCAAAGCCCACCGUGAAGCCGCCAAGGCCCUCUAUGAGGAAAGAAACAAACACCUGUCCACCUCCCCCGUCGACGACGACGAAGAGCUCUACAUUGACUUACACGGCCUGCAUCCCGAAGAAGCCAUCGAGUACCUCGAGGACAUCCUCCUCACCCAUUCCAAGAGAGGCAGGAGGAUCAUCUAUGCGAUAACGGGAACAGGACAUCACUCCAAGAAUGGCAAGGACAAGGUAGGCAAAGGAGUACGGAACUGGCUGAAUGAGUGGGGUUACACCUUUCGCGAGUUUAGUGUACCGGGCGAAAGGGGUGGAUAUAUCGGCGGCGUGCUGGGGAUCGAUAUCACGAGUCACAGGCGACAGCCCCUCUCCGCAGAAGAAAAAGCAGAUGGACAUGAAGAAGAGACAUCGCCGACGCCGGCUAUAGCGACGGCAGUUGGAAGUGGAAAGAUCCAGGUGCUCAAGCGCGAGGAAGUACCUGCGUAG
Messenger RNA from Cladophialophora psammophila CBS 110553, 2160 nucleotides. RefSeq lists its product as uncharacterized. Gene Ontology annotation, cellular component: nucleus. The record is from RefSeq and is a predicted model, not a curated record. The coding region runs from base 1 to 2160 and encodes 719 amino acids. Lineage: Eukaryota; Fungi; Ascomycota; Eurotiomycetes; Chaetothyriales; Herpotrichiellaceae. The transcript has 3 exons. Gene Ontology annotation, molecular function: metal ion binding; RNA binding. Gene Ontology annotation, biological process: negative regulation of DNA-templated transcription.